AUGGGCGACCUCUCCGAGCAACAGAUUGAGCCUCUCGCUGCAGCUGAAAAUAGCGAAGACCUCUGGAGCCCACCCAGUCCUGCCACCACAUCCGCAACGCCGGUACCGGCUAGCGAGCCAAAGAAGAAGAAGGGCAAGCUGGGCAUCUUCUCAAGGUGCAAGCCUGACGAGGUUGAUGAGAGUGCAAAGACCGCCACCGUUCCGAAAACAGUGGCCGAGAGUUCCAGGUCUGGAGCUACUGCAGCUCCUGUCGAGGAGGCAGUCACGCCUGAUGAGACAGCAGAUGACGCAGCAUCCGCAACUGCAUCACGGAGGUUGUCGGUGAAUCUCAACGACGUCAAUCAUGCAGGCGCCUCGUCUUUUGCUCCACUACCAAGAGAAGGAGUGGCACCCAGCGCAGACCCGGACUUUUCUGUACCGACGCUCAACAUCGCACCGGCAACUCCUCGAGUGCACUAUAACGCGGAAUUGGUAAACGGCGACUUAAUCCGGGCACUAUAUACGAAUCGCUCUGAUAGUCGUAGAGCCCGCGGAUCGAGGACAGGGGACAACGAACCCAAGUACCCUCUCAAGAUAUCCGAGGAGCCCGGUGAUUACCCACACAUCAACGGUCCGCGCAAUGUGAAGUGCUUUGGUCGGUUGCCGUACGUGACCCACCGCAUCUAUAUACCCCUUGCCAGACAUUGGGUCAGCCACCGACCCAUCGCAAGAUACGCGGGAGACCCGCUUUUCAAGCUCAGCAAGGCAUGUCCGUACAUACUUGUACCUCAGGUACUGGCUGCUCGACUCCAGCUCAUAGUCGAAACGCCUUUCAUAAUACCAGAUGAGGUCAAAGAGUUGGCAGCUGAGAGAGGGCUUGAUGUUGCCUCGCUGGAAGGCUACGAUAUCGCGUUGUUGACCAUCCUGGGCGUCAAAAUCGAGGGCAAAAAGGAACCUGACUAUGAGGACCAUCGAUUGGCGCUGUACUUCCUUCGACGCCACGGGAUUGCACAUCUUCGUUAUUGCAACAUACUGGAAUUUAUCGAGCACAUCAAGAGGUGGCGCCAAAUACCGAACCCUGCACACCUCCUUGAACUCGGCAUUUCCGGACAAGGGGGAGGAUGUAUCACUUGGACAUACAUUGUCCAGCGUAUGAAAGAUCUCGAUAUCGAUCCCGCAAAACUGGACAUGGAAUUUUAUCAAGGCCUCAUUGAAGUCAAAACAUACAGGGAUCUGACCGCCAGAUUAUUGAAGCUCAAGGAGAUGGCCGAGGAUGGCACGCUCGACGAACGCUUCCAGAAGUGGGACAAGGUCCGCGACAAGAGACUCUACGACUGGCAAACGACCAUCAUGGCCGAGAAGAAGAACGACCCGGGAAUGAACAACAGACGCUUCUCGCACCGUCACCCUAUGGGUAUUGCUAUGGAUGACCCACGAGCCGACCCCUCGCUGCAGGCAUUCCUGGAAGCCAAAAAAGCCGAGGCGGCCUUCGAGGCUGCGCAAGCAGCUGCUGAAGCUGCAGUCCCCGAUUCUCCUUUGCUUCCGCCGUCCGACGAGGAACAGCUCCAGGCGCAAAAGCAGGCGAAGAAGAAGUGGUACGUGACGUGCUGGGCAGCGCCACUCAAAGCGAUGAAGGGCUGGGGCUGGUCGUACAUUGUCUACUCGCUCCUUGUGCUUCUGCCGCUCAUUGGUGGGUUUACGUGGGCGAGUAUGGGGGGUGGAGAAAAUGACAAGUUCACGGAUCAUCACUCCUGA
This is a messenger RNA of Didymella exigua CBS 183.55, 1734 nucleotides long. RefSeq lists its product as uncharacterized. Lineage: Eukaryota; Fungi; Ascomycota; Dothideomycetes; Pleosporales; Didymellaceae. The transcript has 2 exons. The record is from RefSeq and is a predicted model, not a curated record. The coding region runs from base 1 to 1734 and encodes 577 amino acids.